ACGUAGUGUUUCAGGAAGCGGCGGCUGGAGACUGUGAAAACUUCGGGUUAAGAGCUUCAUGGUGUGGAACCAUCGCGCUGUAAAGGCGACCAGACAUGGAGAACUGGAGUCUUGCUUCACUGUGUGUUCUGAUCGCACUCACGGCGAGAUGGGCGGUGUCGUUUAACUCUUACUCAGGAGCUGGCAAACCACCUAUGUUUGGGGAUUAUGAAGCGCAAAGGCACUGGCAGGAAGUGACGUAUAACCUCCCCGUUCAGGAAUGGUACUUCAACACUACAGACAAUGACCUGAACUACUGGGGCCUGGAUUAUCCCCCACUCACAGCCUACCACAGUCUCAUAUGUGCACAUGUUGCAAAGAUGAUUAAUCCUGCUUGGGUGGAGUUGCAUACCUCCAGAGGUUAUGAGAGUGACUCACAUAAAUUAUUUAUGAGGGCCACAGUUCUCGUCGCAGAUAUAUUGAUCUACAUUCCUGCAGUUCUUCUGUACUGCUUCUACCUCAGCAAUGGAUCCUUCAAAAAGAAGGUUUCCAUGGCUUUGUGCAUCCUGCUUUAUCCAGGACUCAUCCUAAUCGACUUUGGUCAUUUUCAAUACAACAGUGUUAGUCUGGGCUUGGCGUUGCUUGGUGUAGUGGGACUCGGUUUGGGUCGGGACCUGCUUGGAUCUCUGGCCUUCACCUUGGCUCUCAACUACAAACAGAUGGAGCUGUACCAUUCAUUGCCUUUCUUCUGCUACCUCCUAGGCAGGUGUAUUAAACAAGGCCUUCUGGGCAAAGGGCUGCUUCAGUUGGUGAAGAUCUCAUUGACUGUGCUGGUGACUUUUGCACUCUGCUGGUUGCCCUUCCUGUCAGAUCCACAGCAGAUCCAGCAGGUUCUGCAUCGCUUGUUUCCAGUUGACCGUGGUUUAUUCGAGGAUAAAGUGGCUAACACAUGGUGCAGCUUGAACGCCCUGAUGAAGAUCAAGAGCCUGCUGUCCAGAGAUACUCAGCUGCUCCUCAGUUUUGCUAUGACUCUCCUAUUCACCUUGCCUUCGUCAAUUAAAUUGUUGACCAAACCCACCCUAUGGCAGUUUAAAUUGGCUUUGGUGAACUCCUCACUGGCCUUUUUCCUCUUCUCCUUUCAAGUCCACGAGAAGUCCAUCCUGCUGCCUGCCUUGCCAGUGUGCCUUUUGAUGAAUGAACUUCCACUAAUGGCCAUUUGGUUCCUGAUGGUGUCCAUCUUCAGCAUGCUGCCUCUUUUGCUGAAGGACGGUUUGCUCCUGCCUUACGUGGUGACCUCAGUGGCCUUCCUCUUCUUCAGUGUAUAUCUUUUCUCAGCUCUAGGAAGAACCUCAGAGGAGGAGCUCAGACUGGGCCCGUUUCACAAAAUCACCCAGUACUUCCUGUCCAAACGCUCAUUCAGCCGACUAAUUAAGUUCACAUUUGGAGCCUCAUUGGUGAUCAUGGCUGGUCUGAGCUUUUUGAGUGUGGCAGUGGAUCCUCCAGCUGAUCUGCCAGAUUUGUUUCCAGUUCUAGUUUCCCUUUUCUCCUUCUAUCUGUUCCAAGUUAUGCUGCUGUAUUUCAACCUAGUCCAACUGACCGACCUGACCAACAAAAAGAGCCAAAAGAAGACAAACUGAAACAGAGGGUCUAUUUCAAAAGAGGAUAUUAUGGAGAAUGAUGAUUAAGGAAAAGGGAGAAUUCCAUGCAUUAGAAUAAAUUGGAUCUAAUUCAGGAAAUUGAAUUUCCUCUUAUUAAAUAGCUGGAGAAAAUCUUCUCUGUUUAAAAUAGUGACUUAGUUGGAAUGGAGGGAAAGUUUUGCUGAUUUACAAAAGAAGGAUUAUAACAUAUACAAA
Molecule: messenger RNA, 1832 nt
Organism: Clarias gariepinus (North African catfish)
Lineage: Eukaryota; Metazoa; Chordata; Actinopteri; Siluriformes; Clariidae
Gene: alg6
Product: ALG6 alpha-1,3-glucosyltransferase
Exons: 14
Coding region: 96-1616 (506 amino acids)
Biological process (GO): protein N-linked glycosylation
Cellular component (GO): endoplasmic reticulum membrane
Molecular function (GO): dolichyl pyrophosphate Man9GlcNAc2 alpha-1,3-glucosyltransferase activity
Source: RefSeq, a predicted model, not a curated record